Messenger RNA from Racocetra persica, 189 nucleotides. NCBI's taxonomy places the organism in Eukaryota, Fungi, Glomeromycota, Glomeromycetes, Diversisporales, Gigasporaceae. The record is from the annotation of a GenBank genome assembly.
AUUGUCCUUGAAACAGAAUAUACAAACAUCGGCGCACUUUCGUUGUAUCAUAAUUUGGGAUUCAUAAGGGAUAAACGUCUUUACAGAUAUUAUCUUAACGGUGUGGACGCGUUUCGACUAAAAUUAUUUUGUAAAGGUGAACAAGCGAACGAAAAAGGUUCAGACGAGACAAUAUGUGAUAAAGACUAG